GCGAGGCAGUUUCAGUUCACACUUCACGAAGAUAAGACGUUUAGUGAUUUUGAAUCUUCAUUAUUAACAGAAUGGUACUCGCAGCAGUAUUGAGGCCGGAGAUCUUGCUUUGGGCGAUUCCUCUACUUCUCCUCUUAGGAACGAUCGCAGUUCUCGGUCUGCUCGUCGUGGUAUUUCUCAUUAGACUGUACGCUCAGGUCACUUGUGGCGUAUACAACGGAAAGGCGAGAAUGGACGGAAAGACCGUGAUCGUUACUGGGUGUACCAGUGGUAUUGGCAAAGAAACCGCCAGAGAUCUUGCGAAACGAGGCGCUAGAGUUAUUAUGGCUUGUAGGAAUAUGGACCUGGCUGAGAAAAUUAAAGAUGAAAUCGUAAAAGAAACGGACAAUUCGAAAGUGAUUGUAAAAAAACUGGAUUUAUCCUCGUUUGCUUCAAUACGUGAAUUUGCUGAUGACAUCAAUAAAACAGAAACGAAGCUGGACGUGUUAAUACACAAUGCAGGCUAUGCUCAGACCUUUAAGAAAGCAAAAACAGAAGAUGGCCUAGAAAUGACCAUGGCUACAAAUCAUUACGGACCAUUCCUUCUUACACAUCUCCUUAUCAACUUAUUAAAGAAAAGCUCUCCAUCACGCGUCGUAGUUGUAUCGUCCUCUUUGUAUAGGUUAGCCAGAGUCAAUUUAGACAACCCAAAUCCUUUGGACACUAUGCCUGGUUACUUAUACUACGUAUCGAAAGAAGCUAAUAUUCUCUUUACCAAAGAAUUGGCACGUAGAUUAGAAGGAACUGGCGUUACAGUAAACUGUCUUCAUCCCGGUCUAAUCGACACAGGAAUCUGGAAAAAUGUCCCGGCACCUUUGAGCUGGGGCCUGGCGCUUAUCAUAAAGGGUUUCUUCAAAACCCCAGAACAGGGUUGCCAGACUACGGUAAAGUUAGCCGUCGAGGAAAAAUUACUGAAAACCACUGGCAAAUAUUUCUCCGAUUGCCAGGAAAGUUCGGUGUCACACUCAGCCAGUGAUAUGGGCAAAGCGAGGAAAUUCUGGGAAAUCUCUGAAAAAUUGGUGCAGUUGGAGGAAAAUGAUCCUAGGAUUUAAUUAGCAUAUCCAUUUUUUUUUAUUAAUUUAAAAAGCGUUUUUUAUACUUAUACGUAAAUGUACAAACCUGUUAUUACUAUAUUGAGACCUUAUUAAUAACGCUGACAGUGCAUAAACUUCACCGUGCUUGCUUAUUUUCACCAUUGUUUACGAUAAAAGUAUUAAAUUACUUACAUAAUGUUAAGUUUAAGAGUUUGUAUGAAUUUAUUUAUUGUAUAC
This is a messenger RNA of Pieris rapae (cabbage white), 1310 nucleotides long. RefSeq names its product retinol dehydrogenase 14. The record is from RefSeq and is a predicted model, not a curated record. The transcript is spliced from 3 exons. Bases 72 to 1091 code for a protein of 339 amino acids. Lineage: Eukaryota; Metazoa; Arthropoda; Insecta; Lepidoptera; Pieridae.